AUGCGAGCUCUGGCAACGCAGUAUGGUGUUCACAUAACAAUGGUGGUUCAUCCAAGAAAAUCUUAUCAGUGUAUAUUACAUAUUCAAAUUGAGGCGGACUCGGAACUGGACAUACAACAUUUUGGCGGCUCUGCUCGCGUGACACAGGAAGCGGAUAAUGUGCUAGCUAUCCAGAGAAGGCGUGAUGAUCGUGAUCGUGGGAAAUUCAGAAAAUUUCUUCAUGUGAGUAGUGCCAGAUAUUGCUUUCGACACUAG
Cooperia oncophora is the source of this 255-nucleotide messenger RNA. NCBI's taxonomy places the organism in Eukaryota, Metazoa, Nematoda, Chromadorea, Rhabditida, Trichostrongylidae. The record is from the annotation of a GenBank genome assembly.